CCGAGCCCCAGCCCCUCCGCAUCUCCCUCGGAAAGUGCGCUCCGCACAUCCCUCCGGCCUCCAGGCAGCGCCGUGUCUCUAGCCCGCCGGCACGGGGCGAGCUCUUAGCUGCGAAGUGGCGGUGGAGAGAGCCCGGGAAACCGCACAAUUGGCUAGGGAGCGGCCAAGCGAGCGGCCGUGCGCCUCGCCCCGAGAUCGCGCUCGCCGGCGGGGACGCAGCAUCCCCGCGGCGGCUGCAGACGCUCCCGACUUGGCCGCGCUGCUGCUCGGGCGCCGCAGGCCCCGAGGACCUCGGAGCACUUGGACCCCCACGGCGGCCACCGGUAUCCCGGAGGUGCCAGGCGCUCCGGGCGGGUCUCGGCAAACUUUUGCCCAGCCCACGUGCUAGCGGGGCGCUUGGCUUCCCCGGCCCGGGAUGGAGUGCCGCGCCUAGGCACGAUUCAAGGCGCGGAGAUGCUGAAGAUGCCCUACUGAGCCGAGAGGGCACCCGCACCCCGACUCCCCCAGGCUCCCGGCGACUGGCGCUCGGCGUCUUCCCCAGCUGCGCCCUCCGCGCGGCCCCCCUCGGAGGAGCCCGACUGUUCCCCGACUUUGAGAGGCGCCUCUCGCCAGCCCCACCGCCCAGAUGCAGUUUCGUCUCUUCUCCUUUGCGCUCAUCAUCCUGAACUGUAUGGAUUACAGUCACUGCCAAGGCAACCGAUGGAAACGCAGUAAGCGAGCUAGUUAUAUAUCAAACCCAAUUUGCAAGGGCUGUUUGUCUUGUUCCAAGGACAAUGGGUGCAGCCGAUGUCAACAGAAGUUGUUCUUUUUUCUUCGAAGAGAAGGCAUGCGUCAGUAUGGAGAGUGCCUGCAUUCCUGCCCCUCAGGCUAUUAUGGACACCGAGCUCCAGAUAUGAACAGAUGUGCAAGAUGCAGGAUAGAAAACUGUGAUUCUUGCUUUAGCAAAGACUUUUGUACCAAGUGCAAAGUAGGCUUCUAUUUGCACAGAGGUCGUUGCUUUGAUGAAUGUCCAGAUGGUUUUGCACCAUUAGAUGAAACCAUGGAAUGUGUGGAAGGAUGUGAAGUUGGUCAUUGGAGUGAAUGGGGAACUUGCAGCAGAAAUAAUCGCACCUGUGGAUUUAAAUGGGGUCUGGAAACCAGAACAAGGCAAAUUGUGAAGAAGCCAGCAAAAGACACAAUACCUUGCCCAACAAUCGCUGAAUCCAGGAGAUGUAAGAUGGCCAUGAGGCACUGUCCAGGAGGGAAGAGAACACGGAAAGUGAAGAAGAACAAGAAGAAGAAAAGGAAGCUGAUAGAAAGGGCGCAGGAGCAACACAGUGUCUUCUUAGCCACAGACAGAGCAAACCAGUAAAAAAUGAAAGACACAGAAGGUGGACCUGGGGAGGGGGGUGUGUUUUGCAAAAGUGCACAAAGCUACUCUCCAUUUAUGGACACUGGUGGGCGGCCUUUCGAUGGCCCUGACCAGCAUCUGUUCCCACUAACCUUGUGAGAGGCAGACCCACAGGGGUGGGCUCUGUUAUUUAUGCUUUGAUUUGCAUCUGGAGACUGUGAAGACAGGAAUUUGUGACCUGAGACCAUAGAAGCAGGAGUAUGUGGACAGCUUGUGACUUAACUUUGUGGGAGCCAGAGAUUCAUCCCUGGCACUGCAGAGAGACAAGAGGUGCGGGACCACCACUGGAGAACGGACCUAUGCAUAUUUGUGUCAAAGAAGAUGCUGGGCAGGCAAAGUGCUAUUUCACUGGGGACCAUGGCUCUCACAUUGUGCGUUUUCGAAGAUCAGUGUAGGUGGAUAUCUGCUUAGUGUCACCCCGCAUGGUUCUCAGCAGCUGUUACCUUUGAAAUAUUUGGGGAUGAAACUGCUUUUUGCUGGGGAAAUUCUACAGGGACCCCUGCUCAGUUUCACAGCAACUCUAAUAUGUAUAUAGUCUGUGGGGAUUCCACCUAGCCCUCCAAUCUCCUGUAUAUUUAUGCUUUCAUAUGUGUACUAAGUCAUACCUAAUUAAUAUUAUGUCACUGUGUCUAGUGGUUCCUAACCAUUGUCUGGUACCUGCACUAGAUUUUGAGAGUUGACAAAUGUUUUGUUACCCCCCCCUUAAACUUUUCUUUAUGGACUUAUUUCUCAUUGUAAAGAUAGGAUAAACUAGUUUGUAUAUAGUCAAAUGGCCAGAGUCAAAGAUUUUGAAUAUCAAUAGUGCUUUCCCUCCAUCCUCGCAGAUAAAGCAGCAUGCAGUAACUAGCAGUCAAAAAGACCAACCUCCCUCUGAGUAUAGAUGUGAUGACUUCAUGAAACAUGAGAAACUAUAUGGUCACUCGGAAUACUCAUACAGUUUCGCAAGCUAAGACUUUCAAACCCUUUCAGAUAUAUACAUAUGCUAUAUAUGUGUAUACAUAUGCUCUUCUUGUGUAUGUAUAGACAUAUACACAAAGCAUUCCCUGAUUUAUAAUGACAGAGUAGUUAUCUACUAUUCUUGGGUCACUAUAGAAGUUAACCCCAUUAGACCAUGCAUAGAUUUGAGCAAAAGGAUGAAUUCCUACAACUGCCAGUUCAGAUUUCAAUAGUUCUCCAUUGAGUCAAAAAUCCAUUUCAUAAACUAGGGAAAAAGAAAUACUAUGGAGACUUUCCAGAGGAUUUUAAAAGCAGUUGUUUCAAAAACACCCUUAUCCAUUUGGGGGCACUGGUACUCAGAGUGUUAUGAAUGAGCUUCUUCUAGAGUAUCUUUAUUUUAUUUUAUUUUUUGGCUGAUCCAGAAACCUAGAACAAGACAUGGUCGUAGAUUUUGAGGAAACAACCAAAGCAAGGUAAAGUUUUGUUGUUUUUUUUUUCUCACCUUGCAUUGGCAAACUACCUCUUAGGCAUUUUUUGUUUAACUUUUGAGUCAAUAGCAUCUUCCCCAUAAAUGUAAAUGUCACAUGCAUCCUUAUGAAAAUAUUAUUGCUAUGAGAUAAUAAGCCAUAUAUGAAUGUUGUAUACAACUUUAGGGUUUGCAUUUAACCCUAAAGUGUUUGCCACCUUUCACGUCUAAAUACACUAUAUACAUAUUUACUAAGUGGAGAGGUGUCUCCUUUAUAUAGUGCUUCAUCAUUAAUAAGUCAGUACCUGUUCUGUUUCUGGGAUGUUCUUUUUUGUGCAUUAAAAAUCUUUAAAAUUA
This is a messenger RNA of Sorex araneus (European shrew), 3149 nucleotides long. It is a transcript of the gene RSPO2, whose product is annotated as R-spondin 2. The record is from RefSeq and is a predicted model, not a curated record. NCBI's taxonomy places the organism in Eukaryota, Metazoa, Chordata, Mammalia, Eulipotyphla, Soricidae. The transcript is spliced from 6 exons. The coding region runs from base 626 to 1351 and encodes 241 amino acids.